GUUCUUCUCAGUUUUCUCUCUCCUAGGUAAGAAAAUCAAGAAAGCUUGUAACUUCACAACUAGCUGUCAAAAUCCUCUUAAAUUUGGGGGUUUUUGUACCCUCCCAAGGGACUAUCUAUGCCCAAGAAUACAACUCAAUUGGACUCCUACAGACCUGACCGCAUCUCUUUUUGCCCAGCUAUAUUACAGGUGUCUCUCUCCUAUCAGAUUGGGUUUUUGGUUGAUUUUGCUCCUGUAUGGGUAUUGUAUCCUUGGGGGUUUAUUUGAUGGUCUUUUUUCUUUGUUUCAUAAUCUUAUUUGUAUUGUUUGGGGUUAUAAACUGCUAGGGUAGUUUCUUGUAAUCUAUUCCUGCAUUAGUACCCUUAUGGUAUUAAACCAGAGGUUUGGUUGAAGAGAUAUGGUCAGAGAGGAGAGUGCCCUUAUGGUAUUGAAGCAAUUGUUUAGCUUGAAAAAAAAGAGAAAUUUAACGCGCCACCCCAUGGAGAAUGCCACAAUUAUAAGACCACUGCCUCUGUUUCACCAAAUUAUACUCAAACCCCUUACCGUCAGUCAAUGUUAAGUGUAGAGUUAAAAUAACCAUUAUACCCUUAACAUUAAAAAACUCUUUGUUUUAACCAAUAUACCAUCCACGUCCCUUCCAAUCUCUCCUCCUUCGCUUUCCUCGAACAACUUAUUAUCUGCGACGCUAACCUCAUCGAAACUAUCCCCAUUGACAUUGGAGACUACCCUUCGCUCACAGUCCUUGACCUCAUCUCCAACAGUCUCGUGGGUAGCAUUCCUACAAGUAUUGGUAAGCUCAGGAACCUCCAAGACUUAAUCUUGAACUCCAACCAGCUCACAGGCAAGAUUCCAGCUGAGAAGGGAGCAGUCAGGCUUCGAAGGAACUUCUCUCAUGUCAGUCAGUGAAAUCGCUUGCACUUAUGCUGCUUUGCUCCUCCAUGAUGAUGGGAUUUUCGUCACGGCAGAAAAGAUUGCAACCAUGGUGAAAGCUGUGAAUGUGGCGGUUGAAUCAUGUUGGCCUAGCUUAUUUGCUAAACUGGUAGAGAAGAGGAAUAUUGAAGACCUUAUUACGAAUGUGGGUUCCAGUGGUGGUGCUGCUGCCGCCAUUGCUAUUGUUGCCCCAACUGGAGGCGCAAGUGCUGGUGCUACCACAGCUGCUCCUGUAGUGGAGGAGAAGAAGGAAGAGCCCAAGGAAGAAAGUGAUGAUGAUAUGGGAUUCAGCUUAUUCAAUUAGGAGCUCCUUUCAAUUAUACAGUUUCCUUUUAGGAAUUUUUUAUGCUAGUAUUUAGAUGCUAUUCUUAACUCUGAAUCAAAGAAAAUUACUGAAGUCGGAUAUUCUGAAGCUUUUUUUCUUGUGUUGAAUUGUUUGAUUUUAAAGAUUAUGUAAGUCUCUUUAAAAUAAAUCCAAUGGUUUUUGGGGUUUUAUUAAAAAAAAAUCAUCCAAAAAAAAAAAUUCUAGCGGAGAUUGGGAACUGCAUUAGCCUUUAAAAUCUUCUUCUCUUAGAUAACUGUCUUGGGAGUUCUCUACCAUCGGAGCUUGGAAAACUAUCUAGCCUAGAAGUCCUUAGUGCCGGAGGGAACAAAGAUGUCGUCAAAAAAAUCCCAAAUGAAAUUGGUGACUGUGGAAACCUAACUAUAUUGGGUCUCACAGACACCCAUAUUUCUAGGUUGUUGCCUGCUUCAUUGGGUAAGCUCAGCAAGCUCUAUACUCUCUUUGUUCAUACUGUAAUGGUUUAUAAUGUUUAUUAACCAUUAUACCCUCAGGUGCUUCGGGUUGCCGUUCGUCGCUGAUGCCGCUGCCACUGCUAUGAACGAUUGUCGGUGGUCCAAUAACGGCUAUUUGAGAGAAAGAUAAAUUAGGUCUUGGAAUGGGUCCAAAACCUAUCGAUUUGGGUAAAGAAAUAUUAACUUAUGGUAAGGGUAUUUUUGGU
This is a messenger RNA of Macadamia integrifolia, 1931 nucleotides long. Its product is annotated as 60S acidic ribosomal protein P1-like. The record is from RefSeq and is a predicted model, not a curated record. Gene Ontology annotation, cellular component: ribosome; cytosolic large ribosomal subunit. Gene Ontology annotation, molecular function: ribonucleoprotein complex binding; protein kinase activator activity; structural constituent of ribosome. The transcript has a single exon. NCBI's taxonomy places the organism in Eukaryota, Viridiplantae, Streptophyta, Magnoliopsida, Proteales, Proteaceae. The coding region runs from base 893 to 1234 and encodes 113 amino acids. Gene Ontology annotation, biological process: translational elongation; cytoplasmic translation.